ACGCAGCGAUGAAUACGGAGAGCGACGGCGGCGGCGGCAACGGCGUCGACGGCGGCGAAUGUGUCCCGCACCCGAAUGUUCGCGUUCAGUACGCGUCUCCGGCACGUCGGUCGUCUGACUGUUGGUUCGGUCGUGGAAUCGGCGAGAAUAGAAAACGCAGGGAAUAACAGGAGGAGGUUAGAAUCGUGAAGAAGAAUUUCUCGCGACGUAACGUGCUGCGUGACAAGCCAAUGACCGUGCAGACGCUCUGGUGAUUUCCAAGGCGGGAAUCUCGGGUGGCAUCCUGGUCUAGAAAUACCGAGGCCGCAAACGAAACUAAAUCGGUCGCAAGAGCACGUGGUGCAGAUCAGUUAAUGAUCUCAGUAAAUCGAUAUCCCGCGACUCGUUCGUGUUAAAUGAUUCUGCCUUAGCAGUAAGAAAUCUGAUUCCCCCCAGUUCCUUGGAAAAUCAUAAGAGAUAUCCUCGUGGUUUUUUUUCGAAGCUUCGACAGAUAUCUGAGACCACUGCCAGGAUACUGAUUGUGUCUGAUUGUUAUCUUCUCCUUUCUGGCCAGUUGACUCCCACGAGCAAUCGUAAAAUUGGGGUUCAGGUUCAAAGAUCAAAGCUCGUUGGAAAGCCUCGCGAUCCUUAUAACGUACAACGUAACAACGUGGCCGGCGUAUCGGUGAGAUAGGAGUUCAGUCGCUGCUCGACUGUCCUGAGCUACGCAGCGGUGAAUUCACACGAAGGUGAAAAAAAAAUUACAUCGAGAAGUAUCUACCUCAGUGUAAAACGUUUAUACACUUCCUGAAGUGUGAAGUGGCUGAGUUCGUCAAUAAGAAUAUAUUGAAAAAUUUGAGUGUCAUUAAUAACCACUGAAAAUCCCAAGUAUCCGCAAAGUUUGCUUUUGUUUUUUGUCAACCCGACCAAGCAUACAAAAGAGAAAGAGAGGGACACCUCGAGUACUGGAGUUCGACAGUUAAAGAAAGAAAAAGAAAAGCACAAAGAGCAUCACGGAUUGUACUUUGCGAGGAACGCGAAGCACAAAGCGCCACCAUGAUCGUGGAGGACAAGCUGGAGAUGGACGGAUUUUGGAUCAAAGGAGCGAUCCAUGCGAUCAAAGCUCUAUCCUACGUCUACGACCUGCUGACCUUCCCGGUAUACCUGAUACUACAACGGCCUUGGGAAAAGAGGAAAUUGUCAAGAAGAAUCAAGGCCAGACCCAUAGAUAAAACUGAGAAUUCAAUCACAUAUAGGAGUGUCGAUUCCCCGGGUGCCAUGUAUAUUGCUAUUGAACGUAACAAGGUAGAAACCCUGGACGGUAUGUUGAGGUGGGUGGCAAAUAUCCAUUCUGGUAAGCGUUGCCUGGGAACCAGGCAGAUACUUGCUGAAGAAGACGAGCUGCAACCCAAUGGCAGAGUCUUCAAGAAGUACAAAAUGGGAGAUUACAAGUGGAAAACUUAUUCUGACGUGGACAGGCUGGUCUUGUCGUUUGCCAGAGGCCUGAAAGAACUUGGUCUCACUACCCGGAAGAACGUAGUGAUCUUCGCCGAGACUAGAGCCGAAUGGAUGAUUGCUGCGCAUGCUUGCUUCAAGCAGAAUCUUGCUGUGGUGACAAUUUAUGCGACCUUGGGAGAUGACGCCAUUGCUCAUGGUAUUAAUGAGACCGAGGUCGAUACUGUCAUUACCAGUCAUGAAUUACUGCCUAAAUUUAAGAGACUUCUUGAAAUGACACCUGUGGUUAAGACUGUUAUUUACAUGGAAGAUCAACUUAAGUUCACCGAUACCAAAGGAUAUAAGGAGGGAGUCAACUUGAUACCUUUCUCCGAUGUCAUUAAAAAGGGCAACACAUCUGAUGUGGAACUGAAUCCACCAAAGGCUAAUGACACAGCGAUCAUCAUGUAUACUUCAGGAUCCACCGGUGUACCUAAAGGAGUGAUAUUGUCACACCGCAAUAUCAUGGCUACUAUAAAGAGUUACUGUAAUGCCGUGGAACUUAAAGAUGAUGAUGUUUUUCUUGGAUACUUGCCACUUGCGCACGUUUUGGAAUUACUUGCUGAAACUGUCUGUCUACUAUCUGGUGUACCUAUUGGCUAUAGCUCACCGUUAACUAUGAUAGAUUCAAGUAGUAAAAUUCAGAGAGGUUCCAAAGGUGAUGCUUCGGUACUACAUCCAACAUGCAUAACUUCAGUACCGCUUAUUCUAGAUCGUAUUUCAAAAGGUAUAAACGAAAAGGUUAAGAGAUCUGGACCCUUCAGACAAGCGAUAUUCCAUUUUGCAUAUGAAUACAAACUCAAGUGGACCAAGCGAGGAUACGAGACUCCAAUCUUUGAUAAAUUCAUAUUUGGAGCUGCCAAGCAGGUCUUGGGAGGUCGAGUCAGACUCGUCCUCUGUGGUGGUGCUCCUCUGAGUCCUGAUACUCAUAGUCAAGUUAAACUCUGUCUCUGUGUGACUGUUACUCAAGGAUAUGGUCUAACAGAGACUUCAUCUUGCGCAACAGUUAUGGACACUUACGAUGGAAGUACUGGAAGAGUUGGUGCACCAACAACUGUGUGCGAUAUCAGAUUGGAAAAUUGGGAAGAAGCUGGAUACAGGGUGACCGAUAAGCCUUAUCCCAGAGGCGAAAUUUUGAUUGGUGGUGACAACGUGUCAUCCGGUUAUUACAAACUUCUGGAAAAAACAAAGGAAGAUUUCUUCCAAGAAAAUGAUAGGCAAUGGUUCAGAACGGGCGAUAUUGGCGAAAUGCAUCCAGAUGGAUCAAUGCAGAUUAUAGAUCGAAAGAAGGACCUGGUCAAGCUUCAACUAGGUGAAUACGUCUCUUUAGGUAAGGUCGAAGCUGAAUUGAAGACCUGUCCGGUUGUAGAGAAUAUUUGUGUCUACGGUGACUCUAAUAAAGCCUACACCGUGGCGCUAGUAGUACCAAGUCAUCGAAAUCUCGAAGAGAUUGCAGCCAAUCUUGGAAUUACGGCCACUUCUCUGGAGGAAUUGUGCAACAAUCCGAGGAUUGAAAAAGCUGUUUUACAGGAGCUUGUCGAACAAGCAAAGAAAUGUAAACUCCAAAGGUUUGAAAUCCCUGGCGCUGUAAAACUAUGUCCAGAACAAUGGUCGCCAGACAUGGGUCUUGUCACUGCGGCAUUCAAACUAAAGAGGAAGGCAGUACAAGACCGUUAUCAGCAUGAGAUAAGCCGAAUGUACGCUUCGUGAUGUAGCGUAAAACGGUGCGACAAGUGCAAAUAAUAAGUGUGGAUUGAAGCCCGAUUAACUACCACCCUUCCGCAGCAAAUCAUCAUCGAUACCACUACUAUUAUAUAUCAUCACCACAAUCAUCACCCUCAGUUCGUAUGUAUAAUGAGACCCAGUUGAUGUGUAAAUCACGGCAAUCGUGUGAAGAAAAUGAAUAAUUCAUGAGUUCGCGGUACGUAUCAUCAAUGUUAUCGAUGAUAGGUUUAAUUUUUGUAUAAAUAAUUUACUUUCCGCGAGCUCCACGUUAUAGAUAUUGUUCUAGAUUUCAUUGUCGUCCUCGUCGUUGUCGUUGUCACUCUUAAAUUAUCAUUAAUUUAAUUCCACGGUUGCUCGAGCAAGCUCGACUCCUGUACGCAGAAACAAUAUAAGAUUAACAAUGACGCUCCUGGUAUAACUUAAGGGUUAACAGAAAAAGAGAAAAGAAUAUAUUAUAUAUUGUGUAGAUAAAGUUAUUGAUUUUUCCAUUCUAGUGGUCUUCCAAAAUCGAGUCAAAAUGUUGUUAAUUAUUCUUCAGUUAAGGUGGCCUCGUGUGACUACCUAUAAAUUAUAUUAUCAGGAGUGUCUUGGCGCAAAGAUAAGGGAAAAAGUAUCAGAAGAAAAAAUUGAAAUAUCACGUUAUGAUUUCGAUAUAGAAUAUGACAACUGUUCCUAGUUUUUCUUCCUUUCAAAAUGGUGGUCAGCUAUUGAAAUCUUGUUUUGUCUUCCUCAAUGAUCUUCGACGUUACUUUCUCUAUCGAUGCUCUGCGUAACACUUCGGCAAGCCAUUUUGAAGUUGAUUAACCUAUUAAAUGGUCUUAUGCUCGAUAAACGAAUGCGAAGGUGAAAUUUACUGAAGUAAUAAAAGGUGCAGAGCAACCGGAACAUCCGAAAAGUUACUAAUAAUCUUACUUCUCCACUCAAUUGUGAAUUAUUUUAGGGUUCUAUGUUUUACGUCCCAAUUGUUAAUUUGCGAAAUGUGCUCUGUAGACCAAAUGCGGAACUAAAGGCAACUAUAUGAAAUGAUUAGAUAAUAAAUCAUCAUGAUUGCUAUCCUAGAUAAAUAUAUUUGUAUUUUUCGUCAAAUUCUAAAGUGAAAUACUGUUGUGUGUAUGUCGUCGUGAGGUCACAUUAUUUCUGACCUUUAUAAUUAUUGAACGUAAUUGGAAAUUGAAUACUGUAACUUCAACUAUGAAUAUGUCCAUCGUAGAGCCUUUCCUUCUGCAGCUCAAAAUAAUGUUUUCAAUUUUAUGCCCACAAGCUGGUUCAAUGAAAUUGUUUGUUGCAAUAGUUAAUCGACAAUCGUACAGUUCAAAGGAGACCUUAUGGACUAUAUUACUCAGUUGUAAAUUAGAUUAGUUAAAUUUAAUUCACUAAAUUCUGUAAGUAUGUACAUUGGAAUGCAUAUUGUCAUAGGCUCACUUUUAAAUUGUAUGUAUUAAAUAUUUUUUGAAUCCAUUUUCUGGCUAAUCAGCAGAGAAUUUAAUGUAUCAUUUCGUUGAACCAUACUGUGUACAUAUAUAUAUAUAUACGUGAAAUCUGGGAUCCAUAUUAUGCAUGUCGUAUACGUAUGCUUGUAUGAUGCGUGUGGGCGCACAAGUGUGUUGACAAGAAUGUUGGUGUUGUUAUUCUCGAAAAGGGCGUAAGUCCACCGUCAGAUAACAAUACAAAAAUUAUCUAAAGAGAGCAUUGAUUCUCUUCGUUAAGUUGUAAAAUCAAAGGAAAAGAACCUAUUUACACGGCUACAGGGUACGUUUGAUGAAUAUUGUUAAGUUUUCUUUUUUUUUUAAAUAAACGAACGGAAUUACGUGCAAACAAUAUUUUGGUGACAAGCGCCCUUUUCGGAAAAAAAUAUCAACUGACUUCAGCAGACGUCAUACCUAAAUCCAAGUCUCCGAUCCCAUGAUGUCUUUAAUAAUUGGCGUAUUUUAUAAUUUGUAAAUUAUUUAAAAUAUUUUUCGUUGAUAAGACUAGAGAGACAAAGAGAGGGAAGGCAAUGAAAAAGAAAAUUGUUAAUAAAAGCAGAAGAUAAAUUUGUCUUUUUCUUUACUUUUUUUUUUAACUGCCGCAUAAUAAAGAACGAAGCACAAAAUGGUA
Molecule: messenger RNA, 5295 nt
Organism: Cephus cinctus (wheat stem sawfly)
Lineage: Eukaryota; Metazoa; Arthropoda; Insecta; Hymenoptera; Cephidae
Gene: Acsl
Product: long-chain-fatty-acid--CoA ligase 4
Exons: 10
Coding region: 1036-3183 (715 amino acids)
Biological process (GO): long-chain fatty-acyl-CoA metabolic process; neuron differentiation; long-chain fatty acid metabolic process
Cellular component (GO): endoplasmic reticulum; lipid droplet; plasma membrane
Molecular function (GO): palmitoyl-CoA ligase activity
Source: RefSeq, a predicted model, not a curated record